AUGGCCAUAGAUCAACAUCAAAGUCAAGGUUCAGGUGAACUUACUCAGAAGAAACGUAAAGUAGACGAUAUUACUAAUGAUAAUGAUAAUACUAACACAAAAAUUGCACGGAGGGGUAUAGAUAGAUCGAUAUCACCACCUCCAUUACGAAGACGUAGGACAGGAAGUCCCAAGCCGGUGAUGCUUGAGGACAAAGAAAAUCCUAACCAGAAAGAAGUCGAUCAAAAGCCAGUUGAAUUCUCUGAGAAAAUUUCAAUGGAUGGCAAAUACUCAGUGCUAGAACAUACAAAGCGAGAGGUGGUGAAGUCGCCAUUCCAGCUUACAAUAAUUCGAGAUCUACCGGCUUCAUCCAAUGUGGACGCUGUAUCGCUAAAAGAUAUUCUUGGUGAUCCCUUGAUAUCAGAAUGUUGGGAGUUCAAUUAUUUACAUAACCUUGACUUUCUCAUGGAACAAUUUGAUGAGAAUGUACGGAAUCUCGUCAGAGUUAACGUGAUUCAUGGGUUUUGGAAAAGGGAGGAUCAAUCCAGACUCAAUCUUGUGGAACAAGCUUUGAAAUAUCCUAAUAUCAAGCUUCUCACAGCUUACAUGCCUGAGAUGUUCGGGACCCAUCAUUCUAAGAUGCUCAUUCUUUUCCGACACGACUUCACUGCUCAAAUCAUAAUUCAUACAGCCAAUAUGAUACCAUUUGACUGGAAAAACAUGACCCAAGCUCUAUGGAAAUCACCCCAUCUUCCUCUUCUCGUCCCGGAGAAGCCAACCCCAAUUGAACCCUUCAAAAUAGGCUCAGGUACAGAAUUCAAGUUAGAUAUUCUCAACUACCUACGAGCUUAUGAUACCAAAAGAAUCAUUUGCAAACCAUUAGUCGAACAACUGCUCAAAUACGAUUUCUCUGAAAUAAAAGCAGCCUUAAUAGGCAGUGUUCCAGGAAAACAAAGAAUCGAGCUCUCUCCAUCACAAACUGCAUGGGGCUGGGCCGGUCUCACCAACGUUCUUAAAACCGUCCCAUGCUACCACGAUACUCAACCAGAAAUAGUGAUUCAAAUUUCCUCCAUAGCAUCUCUAGGCCCAACAGAUAAGUGGUUAACACACUUUCUCAAAGCCCUCAACACAUCCAAAUCUCCGAGGAAACCCCAUCCAAAAUUCAAAAUAAUUUUCCCGACCGCAGAUGAGGUCAGAAGGAGCAUAAAUGGUUACGCAUCUGGCAAUGCUAUUCAUACCAAGAUCCUCACACCAGCUCAAGGAAAACAACUAGCAUAUCUGAAACCAAUGCUUUGUCACUGGGCUGGCGAUGGCGCUCAACAUUCUUCUUCGUCGUCAUUACCAUCCAACUCUCCUUCUCAAUCUUCUACUCCCUCAGAACCAAAAGUUCAAGAAGCAUACCGCAAACGUGCAUCCCCUCACAUAAAAACCUACAUUCGUUUCAAUUCAGAUACAAGUUCAAAUUCCUCAUCUCAAAAAUCGAUAGAUUGGAUGCUCGUUACUUCAGCCAACCUCUCUAAGCAAGCAUGGGGCGAACCACUCAAUUCAGCGGGCGAAGUUCGAAUCUGUAGUUAUGAGAUCGGAGUGCUGGUUUGGCCUGACUUAUGGGAGGAAGAGCAGAGCGGAAAGAAGGUGAAGAUGGUACCGUGUUUUGGGAGCGAUACACCUUCUACUUCUUCUUCUGUCUCUUCUUUGGGAAUAGCCAAUCAAGAGAACUUAGAGGUAGAGGAAGAAUAUCUAAAUAGGAGAAGAGAUGUUGACCGAAGGGAGGAGGAUCAGGAAGAAAGCAACACGAUAAUAGUAGGCGCAAGAAUGCCCUACGAUCUCCCUCUAAUUCCAUAUGGCAAAGACGAUAUCCCAUGGUGUGCGAGUACAUCAUACAGCGAACCGGAUUGGAUGGGGAAUACGUGGAAAACAUGA
Molecule: messenger RNA, 1899 nt
Organism: Botrytis sinoallii
Lineage: Eukaryota; Fungi; Ascomycota; Leotiomycetes; Helotiales; Sclerotiniaceae
Exons: 3
Coding region: 1-1899 (632 amino acids)
Biological process (GO): single strand break repair; double-strand break repair
Cellular component (GO): nucleus
Molecular function (GO): single-stranded DNA binding; 3'-tyrosyl-DNA phosphodiesterase activity; double-stranded DNA binding
Source: RefSeq, a predicted model, not a curated record